GGCGGAGCGGAGCGGAGCUUUCUCGUAGAGCUGCCGCCAUGCCGGGUGCCUCUGAGCGCGGCUCGGAGCUGUCCGAGCAGAUCGAGGCCUUCGUGGCGCGGCUGCGGGGCGGCGGGGAGCGGCCGCGCUCCGAGGACACUGCACGGCAGACGCUGUCGCUGCUACGGAAGAUCGUCGCUCACGGGCGAUGGAGCCGGGCCGGGGAGCUCAUGGAACUGAUCCGGACAGAGGGCCAGAGGAUGACAGCAGCCCAGCCAUCUGAGACAACUGUGGGCAACAUGGUGCGGCGAGUGCUGAAGGUUAUUCGAGAGGAGUAUGGCAGGCUUCAUGGGCGCAGUGAGGAAAGCGACCAGCAAGAAUCCCUACACAAGCUCCUGACCUCUGGAGGACUGAGCGAGGAUUUCAGCACCCCUUAUCCCCCCCUCAGAGCUAAUGUUAUUGAAGCUAUUAACGAGCUACUAAUAGAGCUAGAGGGCACCACUGAUAACAUUGCUAUGCAGGCGCUGGAGCACAUCCACUCCAAUGAGGUGAUCAUGACUAUUGGCUACUCACGCACUGUUGAGGCGUUCCUGAAGGAAGCUGCUCGCAAGAGGAAGUUCCAGGUCAUUGUAGCGGAGUGUGCACCGUUUUGCCAGGGUCAUGAAAUGGCUGUCCGACUGUCUAAAGAGAACAUUGAAACUACUGUCAUGAGUGAUGCAGCUAUUUUUGCUGUCAUGUCCCGAGUCAAUAAGGUCAUCAUUGGUACAAAGACAAUCCUGGCCAACGGCGCCCUGAUUGCUGUGAGUGGGACACACACUCUGGCACUGGCAGCUAAGCACCAUUCCACUCCGCUCAUCGUGUGUGCCCCCAUGUUCAAGCUUUCACCACAGUUCCCUAAUGAAGAAGAUUCAUUCUACAAGUUUGUGUCACCACAGGAAGUGCUGCCAUUCACAGAAGGGGAGAUCCUGGCAAAGAUAAACGUUCACUGCCCAGUGUUUGACUACGUCCCUCCAGAGCUCAUUACUCUCUUCAUUUCUAACAUUGGGGGUAAUGCACCUUCCUACAUCUACCGCCUCAUGAGUGAGCUCUACCAUCCAGAUGACUAUGAACUCUAAUGCCAUAAAGCAUGUCAGUCUCCAGACUCUUCCUUUCUCUUUAGAAAGAUACAACAGCUAAUUAAAGUGUACGUUGCAAAGACGUGUUGCUGUGAGGAAUUUGCUCAGCAAUGUCCUUCCUACCCAAAAGCAACAAAGGCAGAACUCUUACACAGAUUUUGAUCUGUGCUGUGUUAAAAGCCAUGUGGAGCUCUGAAAACCCACUUCCAUUUUGAAACAGCAAGGCCUACGUGUAACUGGAGCAUCUAACCUGUUACUUCAAAAUAUGCCGUGAUAAAGGUUGUUUACAGUGUUUA
Molecule: messenger RNA, 1390 nt
Organism: Pezoporus flaviventris
Lineage: Eukaryota; Metazoa; Chordata; Aves; Psittaciformes; Psittacidae
Gene: EIF2B2
Product: eukaryotic translation initiation factor 2B subunit beta
Exons: 8
Coding region: 39-1094 (351 amino acids)
Biological process (GO): translational initiation
Cellular component (GO): eukaryotic translation initiation factor 2B complex
Molecular function (GO): guanyl-nucleotide exchange factor activity; translation initiation factor activity
Source: RefSeq, a predicted model, not a curated record